This is a messenger RNA of Talaromyces amestolkiae, 1311 nucleotides long. RefSeq lists its product as uncharacterized. Gene Ontology annotation, biological process: amino acid transmembrane transport. Gene Ontology annotation, molecular function: amino acid transmembrane transporter activity. The record is from RefSeq and is a predicted model, not a curated record. The transcript has a single exon. Bases 1 to 1311 code for a protein of 436 amino acids. Gene Ontology annotation, cellular component: vacuolar membrane. NCBI's taxonomy places the organism in Eukaryota, Fungi, Ascomycota, Eurotiomycetes, Eurotiales, Trichocomaceae.
AUGGCCAGUGAUGUCGUACCUAAAGAUCAGGACAUCUCUGAUACCGAGAGCCUUGUUGUUAUACGAAGCGAUGCUCGAUUCAAGCGACUAGGUUGGAAACGCCUGACUGUCGUCGCAAUAGUCGAAGCAAUCGCCCUCGGAAGCUUGGGGCUUCCCUACGCGUUCGCAACUCUCGGAAUGGUUGUCGGCACACUCUUGACCAUUGGCAUUGGUCUGUUUGCAAUGUACGCUGCCCAUAACGUUGGACAAGUCAAACUCAAGUACCCGCACAUUGCCCACUACGCAGACGUCGGGCCAGUCCUGUUAGGGCGUUUUGGAGGGAAUAUCUUUAUAGCAAGCUUCGUUGCUUUGCUAGUAUUCGUAAUUGGGUCGCAUUGCUUGACAGGAGCAAUUGCGUUCCGAACAAUAAGCAACAGCGACCUGUGUUCCGUGGCUUUUAGCGCAAUGUCUGCUGUGAUUUUGAUGUUAUUGGCUAUCCCACCGUCAUUUGCAGAGAUUGGGAUACUGGGGUAUAUUGAUUUCGCAUCUAUAAUUCUAGCCAUAGGAACUACUAUCAUUGCCACCGGGAUUCAGAACUCGCAUCGAUCUGCAUCUUUGAUGGCGGAUUAUGUGCCUUGGUCUGCGUGGCCGAAGCCGGAUACGACCUUCUCAGCUGCGAUUGUUGCAGUGAAUACUAUCGUGUUUGCGUAUUCAUUUGCCGGAUGUCUUCCCUCCUUCAUGGAAGAUAUGCAUACUCCCGAGGAUUACGUCAAAUCACUUUGGUGGUUAGGGGCAAUUCAGAUUAUCAUUUACACGUUGACCGGGUCACUUAUUUAUUCUUUCGUGGGCCAAGGAGUCCAAUCUCCUGCUUUGUUGUCCGCGGGGCCCCUUCUUUCGAGGAUAGUGUUCGGAAUUGCUCUUCCUGUUAUUUUCAUAUCAGGGUCUAUAAAUACCACUGUCGUCUGCCGAUAUAUCCAUGGAAAGCUGUACCAGAACUCUUCCGUACGUCUCAUCGACACCGCCAAAGGGUGGGCCACUUGGCUUGGUCUUGUUGCUGUCAUCACAAGCCUGGGCUGGGUUAUUGCGGAAGCGAUCCCCAUCUUCCCGGAGUUGUUGUCAAUAAUGUCGGCUCUGUUCGUUUCUGGUUUGUCGUUCUACUUUCCACCGGUUAUGUGGUAUGUUCUAUUGCGGGAGGGCAAAUGGUAUGAAAGACGCAACAUAAAGACUGCAAUAGUCAAUGGUGUGGUAUUUCUUGUUGGUAUCGUUAUUUUCGGCUGUGGGACUUACUCUAGUAUUGCUGAACUGGCAAGUCUCUCCCUUUACCCGAUCUGA